Cyprinus carpio (common carp) is the source of this 4150-nucleotide messenger RNA. RefSeq names its product NACHT, LRR and PYD domains-containing protein 12. NCBI's taxonomy places the organism in Eukaryota, Metazoa, Chordata, Actinopteri, Cypriniformes, Cyprinidae. Gene Ontology annotation, molecular function: protein binding. The record is from RefSeq and is a predicted model, not a curated record.
UGGCGCUGUUUAACUAACAUCUCUUUGCUUCCGCGUUGGUUUUCUAAACACACAUUUUUGUGGAAUUUUGUGUUACUGUAUGUGUCUAAAAGUACAAGCUGUCAUUUUGUAGUAUGAAAUUGUUCGGCCCGGAUUCAUUAUAAUAACGGGGUAUUGCAAAGUAGCCUACGAUUAAUUUCAUUAAAAACACACAACACUUCCUCGUUCUUCUCUGACUAAAGAGCUACGAGCUUCCAGCACUAUUCAUCCGCAGCCAUGUGGAGCGAGAUCUCAUACGAUGUGCAGCAAACACAUAAGGAGACUUUGAGAAACUCUGUGCUGAACUCAGCUCUGCCCAUUUCUCUCUUGGGAGGUCAACCUGUGCGAGAGGUGAUCCAGAAAGGCCACUACACGUCCCUCUCAGUGUGUGCGUGUGAGGACGACCACGCACGGGUUAGGAGAGGAGAUCAGGAAGCUUUAGAGGAUGUCAUAUCUCGAGAGCUUUCUCCAGGAUCUGAAGGCCGCAGGCUGGUUCUUUAUGGCGGUGUUGGAAUGGGUAAGACUACAGCGGUAGAAAAGGUCAUUUGGGAUUGGACGACAGGUGCGCGCCUGCAGCAUUACGCCCUCCUCAUGCGAGUGCCGGUUUGGGAGCUGGCCGCUCUUGGAGGGAAAGCAGAGAGUUUGCAGAGCAUGCUGGGCUGCAUACACACUCACAUUUCCACAGAGACUCUCGCCGUCGCUCUACAGAGGCCUCAGUCUCUGCUUCUUGUGCUUGAUGGAUUGGAGCGACUGCAGAACCUUCUAUGCGCUCCAUUGUCCUCAUCUACUCUUAUAUGUGACGUACAACAAGAAGCGUCCGGCUCCGUCUUGCUGUGCAGUCUUCUUCACGGAUCUCUGCUGCCAGAGGCUUCAAUGCUGAUCACCUCCCGAGAGCCAGUCGAGUCUUUGAGAUGUUUUGAGGUGGUCGGGUUCUCCCAGACCCAGAGGAGAACGUUCUUCCAGCAGUUCUUUGACGACAGAGGCCAAGCAGAGAGACUUUUUCACCAAUGUGAGCAGGCGUUGGGAGCAUACGAGCAGUGUUUUCGUCCGGCCUUCUGCUGGACGCUUUGCAAUGUGUUUAAAACUCAGUUCGAGAAUAAAAACACCCCUCCUGAGACUCUUACUCACCUGCUCAGCAUUGUCACACACAUGCUUCUGCAGAAACAGAAGAUGCAGGCAGAACAAAGCAGAGCGCUUGUGUCCAGUUUGGGAAAACUUACUAAUUCGGUUUGCUCCUACAGCGACGUCACAUCCUGCGGCCUGCUUCGUUUUCUGCACUCCCCCAUGCUUUCAGCUUUUUUGUGCAUCAGCGGUGAUGUCACUCACCCUGAUACCACAUUCUCCUUCCUGUCUCCAGUGAUGCAUGAGUUCUUAUUGGCCACCUCCUUUUAUCUCGACCAGUCUGUGCAGGAGAUCUCAGACGAGCGCUCAGAUUUGUACUACACAUUUUUAGCAGGACUGUCGGACUCAAUCCAGCGGAAACCAAUAGAAGACUCCGUGGGAAAGUUUGAUGACAGCCGAAUAUCUACAUUCUCUCAGUGGUUGAUGGGAAAUGUUUCUAGGGUGUUGCCAGAUGGUGAUGCAACAAAGCACUUCCGUGUUUUUCAGCUUCUGCAACAUGCACGUAACUCCUCUCUGGUCAAAGAAAGCAUUAGUAAGAGCCGGUGGAGGCUUGUUGGGUACAGCUCCAUGCAGGAGCCUGACUGCGCUGUGCUGUCAUAUGUAGUGAGUUGUGUGGGAGAGAUGGAGCAUAUGAACCUGUACAGAGCAGAACUAACACACGAACAGAUCGAGAGGCUCAUACCAGCGUUACGGCUGUCCAAGAGCAUUGGUCUGUCACAGAGCCGUCUCAGUUUGACUGCCAUCACUAACUUGUCGACAGCGCUGGCUGAGGGACGGACGAUAAAGCUGGAUCUUUCAUACUCCACACUGGAAAAAGAGUCAGUCCAAACCCUCUGCCGUGCACUCACACGCUCCACGCUGGAGUCACUCAACUUGUGUGGAUGCUCACUGACCACAGCUGAUUGUGAAGCUCUGGCUCAGAUGCUCUCUGGAGGCUCACAGCUGCGUGUGCUCAAUCUGUGUGGGAAUAAUCUGGAGGAUCAAGGUCUUAUUCACCUCAGCAGUGCCCUGGAAAACUGCAGACUACAGGAAAUCAAUCUGGAUUUAUGCUCACUGACGGCGGCAUCCAUGCCUGCGCUGUCUUCAGCUCUGAACAGCGGUUUUUCAGAGCUGAGGAAGCUAAACCUGAGCCGGAACGCAGUGAUGGAUGAUGGGAUGGAGCUGAUCUCACAAGUGUUACAGAAAGGCCGCCUCAACACACUGAAUGUGUCUAGCUGUGAGCUCACUGGCUCCUGCUGCUCCUCUCUAGCAGCUGCCCUCCAAUCAGAAGACUGCCGUCUGACUGAGCUGGAUCUGUCCGUCAAUGAUCUCGACCAAUCAGGAGCGAUGCAGAUAUGUGAAGCGCUGAUGACUCCUAAAUGCUCACUGGAAAUACUGGAGAUGAGUAGAUGUGAGCUGACCGAGGAGGUGUUUCGAGCACUGGGGAGUAUUCUGAUGUCUGGCGGGUCAAAGCUCGUCCGUCUCUCGGUAGGGCUGAACGAUGUGGGCGAUACUGCAGCCAAACACAUUUGGGAGGCACUGAGACACAAACACUGCACACUACAGCACCUGGAUCUGGAGAUGCUGUCGCUCACAGACGCUUGCGUUGAGGAGUUGUGUGAAUCUGUUGCUGCCAGCAGCACUUUAUCAACUCUCAUUCUGAAGAACAACAGAUUGACUGACUCCUCCGUACCACGAUUGGUCAAAUUAAUGCUGGACCGUCCUCUAAUGACCGAGCUGAAUCUGCAGUAUAAUGACUUCAGUGAAGACGUUUUUGAGUUGAUGGACACAUGCCAAAAUAUUGUUUAUUAGAGGAUCACAUCUCAGGUUGGAUGACAGUUGCGUGCUUCCAAAUGUUAAAAAAUGCUAUUAUUAAUGCAGAUUCUAUUCCAUUUAUUCCUUAAGACCAAGAGACAAAGUGAGUCCCUCUAGUGGCCUGUUUUUACAGGCCGUUUUAUACAGUGGCCCCAAAAAGUAUGAAUAGCUUUGCAUUUGCAGCCAAGUAUUAUAAAGAAAUAUUUAUUUGAAGGAAAUGCAGCACAAAAAAAGAACAUUGACAGUUUUAAUAAUUUUAAAACAAAAUUAAGAUGAAGAAUAAAUUGCUUCAUAUAUACACAUUCAUUUUUAAUUUCAUCUUAAGUGUCCAAAUACUUUUUGGGGCUACUGUAAAUCAUUCAGAUGGUCAUGUCUGGUUCUUCACAUACUGUACAACCCUCAUAAUUGUCUGAAAGAACUAGACCGCUAUAGCUCAUAGAAACAGUGAUUUAUUUUACAUUACAUAUUGAGGACAUUCAUUUUAGUGUGAUUUUGAGAACUGUUUCACUCUGAAUGGAUGGUAACAGCUUCUGAGGAGCGCUCAGUCUGGCAUUUGAGGCUUUUCUACAGAAUAAAGUGGCUGAGAGUACAGUGCUGCAGGACAGAUUCAUUAAAAAUGAGCAGCAGCUAUGACAGAACCCGGGAGCAUCCUCAUGUGACUUUAAUCACUCUUAUUGUAACACGCUCACAGCCUGCUGAACAGACCAACUCAGAUCACCAUAGAUUUGCAUGCUCCUUCUGUUUGAAAUGAGUUGUUUGAUUAUAAUGAAUUGUCUAGUUAAGAUGUAAUCAUAACAACAGCAAUGCUAUUCCUUUCAGCAGGGCUCACAUACAUACUGCACACAGACACUCACACAUACUCAGUAUUGCAGCCUUGUCCUUCUUUCACUGAUGCUCUGGAUGAGCAGUGGAUGAACUGGCUGCAUUAGAUCUCAUACACUGCAUUAAACAGAGGAAAUCUGGAGGAGGACAAAACGUUCAGAUGUGUUGAACUCAUUUUUUUUUUUAAUGUUUGGUCUUAAUGUAAAUGUACAAGAGGUUUGAAUCUGAAGUUUGAGUCUUACCUGUCCAGUACGCCUUUGUUUUUAAGUAUGGGUGAACUUCAGCGGCUGUAGUUUAGACUAUUUAGCGUUUCCUUUUCAAGCUCUUCAAGAGACUGAAACACAGAGAACCGGAUGGCUAAUGUGUUUAUACACUGGAAAAAAUAAUUGAACUC